Messenger RNA from Gastrolobium bilobum, 1667 nucleotides. RefSeq names its product dihydrolipoyllysine-residue acetyltransferase component 4 of pyruvate dehydrogenase complex, chloroplastic-like. The record is from RefSeq and is a predicted model, not a curated record. The coding region runs from base 19 to 1434 and encodes 471 amino acids. The transcript is spliced from 6 exons. Gene Ontology annotation, molecular function: dihydrolipoyllysine-residue acetyltransferase activity. Lineage: Eukaryota; Viridiplantae; Streptophyta; Magnoliopsida; Fabales; Fabaceae. Gene Ontology annotation, cellular component: pyruvate dehydrogenase complex; chloroplast envelope; chloroplast thylakoid. Gene Ontology annotation, biological process: pyruvate decarboxylation to acetyl-CoA.
GUUUCGUUUCGUUUGUUCAUGGCUUCUCCUUUUAUUUCAUUCUCAGCUUCGGUUUCCAACACGUCAACCACUCUCCUCCCUUGUCGCCGCUUCAAUGCAUUCCCUCGCCGGAGACCCUCUUCCUUCUCUGUGCAAUCAAAGAUCCGAGAAAUCUUCAUGCCAGCACUCAGUUCAACUAUGACAGAGGGCAAAAUCGUCUCAUGGAUCAAAUCCGAGGGUGACACUCUAUCCAAGGGCGAAAGCGUCGUCGUUGUCGAGUCCGACAAGGCUGACAUGGACGUCGAGACCUUCUACGACGGCAUCCUCGCAGCCAUCGUCGUCGCCGACGGAGAAACCGCCCCUGUCGGAGCCCCGAUCGCAUUGCUCGCCGAGACCGAAGAAGAAAUCGCCGAAGCCAAAGCCAAAGCAGCCAAAUCAGCUUCUCCUUCUGCCGUUGCUCCUGCUCCCCCGGCCGAAACCACGAACCCUGCUCCGGCAAUUUCUCAGCCGCCUCCUCCGCCGGCUAAGUCAGUUUCCGACGGUCCUAGGAAGACGGUGGCGACUCCUCAGGCCAUGAAGCUCGCGAAGCAGCACAAGGUGGACAUUGCAUCGGUUGUAGGGACCGGUCCGUAUGGCCGGAUUACUCCGGCGGAUGUGGAGGCUGCCGCCGGAAUUGUACCGUCGAAGAGUAAAGUGACUCCGGCGGCUGCUUCUGCUCCGGCGACAUCAGCUCCACGAAAAGCAGCUGCUGGUUUUGCUGCUGUUUCUCCGGCUCCAAUUCCGGGUUCUAGUGUUGUUCCUUUCACUACAAUGCAAUCUGCUGUAGCGAAGAACAUGGUGGAGAGUCUUUCUGUGCCUACGUUCCGUGUUGGGUAUCCCGUGACCACUGAUGCGCUGGAUGCUCUGUACGAGAGGGUGAAACCAAAGGGUGUGACUAUGACGGCUAUUUUGGCUAAGGCUGCUGCAAUGGCUCUUGUUCAGCAUCCAGUUGUCAAUGCCACCUGCAAAGACGGCAAGAAUUUCGCCUAUAACUGUAGCAUAAACAUCGCUGUUGCUGUGGCAAUCAAUGGUGGUUUGAUAACCCCUGUUCUUCAGGAUGCCGAUAAGUUGGACUUGUAUCUGUUGUCCCAAAAAUGGAAAGAGCUAGUGGAUAAAGCUCGUUCAAAGCAAUUGCAACCUCAUGAGUAUAAUUCAGGAACUUUCACGCUUUCCAAUUUGGGUAUGUUUGGAGUUGACAGGUUUGAUGCCAUACUUCCACCGGGCCAGGGGGCUAUCAUGGCUGUUGGAGCAUCAAAGCCUACUGUUCUGGCUGAUGCAGAUGGGUUCUUCAAGGUGAAAAGUAAAAUGCUGGUGAAUGUUACAGCUGAUCACCGAAUAAUUUAUGGGGCUGACUUGGCCGCAUUCCUUCAGACAUUCUCAAAAAUCAUUGAAAACCCAGAAAGUCUAACAUUGUAGUCUUUCCGUAUAACAUAAAAUUGUCUCUACCAGCGGAUCAUGAGUCGAUAGCGUGUAUUGAGAAGAAGGCCUAACAUUUUGUGUUUUUCAUGCACUUUCAUUUUGUUAUAUUUUUUAGGAGCUAUUCCGAGUUCCAUUGACUUGACAGGGAGAAACAGCUUUGAAUUAUUUAAACUUUUUUUCGGGUAGGGGAUGUAAACGGCCAUUAUGGCGACAACCAACGUGUAAAGCAG